Messenger RNA from Paramecium pentaurelia, 2992 nucleotides. Lineage: Eukaryota; Ciliophora; Oligohymenophorea; Peniculida; Parameciidae. The record is from the annotation of a GenBank genome assembly.
AUGGAAAAUAUUAGAGUCUUGGUUAGAGUAAGACCAUAAAAUUAUAGAGAAACUCAUUUAGGUGCAAAUGUUUGUGUGUCUACAACAGCCAAUACCAUUACAUUGGAUAAUAAGAAAGAAUAUACUUAUGAUCAUGUAUUGGGUGCUGAUUCAACAUAAGAAUAAGUCUUUGAUAAAAUUGGUAAUUCUACACUUCAAUCAUUUCUUGAUGGUUUGAAUUGUUGUAUUUUUGCAUAUGGUUAAACAGGUGCUGGCAAAACUUAUACAAUGUAAGGAAAAGGUUAUGAUGAUAUUACAAAUGAUAGUGUACAUCUAGGAUUAUAACCACGUUUGAUAUAAUAAUUAUUUAAUGAAUUACCAAAAGAGAAUAAUUGGAUAAUCAAAUGUACUUACUUAGAAAUUUAUAAUGAAUAAUUGAUUGAUCUUUUAAAUGAUGCUAAACCUAUACCUUUAACAAUAAGAGAAGAUUCAAAAAGAGUUUAUGUUGAAAAUCUAACAGAAAUUGCAGCUGCAUCCUUUAGUGAUAUUUUAUCUUUGAUGUAAAGAGGAUUAGCCAAUAGACAUGUAUCUGCAACAUAAAUGAAUUUGGAGAGUUCUAGAAGUCAUUCAAUAUUCACAUUAUAAUUGGAAUAAAGAAAUAAAGGAAUGUAUACAAGGAAAAGUAAAAUGAAUUUUGUUGAUUUGGCAGGAAGUGAAAGAUAAAAAUUAACAGCAGCUACUGGAGAUAGAUUAAAAGAGGCAUCUAAUAUUAAUAAAUCUCUUACUGUUUUAGGUUUAGUAAUUAAUUCUUUAGCAGAAAAUCCAAAGAAAUUUAUUCCUUAUAGAGAUAGUAAAUUGACAUUCCUUUUAAGAGAAAGUUUAGGAGGAAAUUCUAAAACUGUUAUGAUAGCUACAAUAUCUGCUGCUAGUUCUUCAUUUUAAGAAACUCUAGGGACUUUGAAAUUUGCAUCAAGAGCAAAAAAUAUAAAAAAUUAAGCAAUUGUCAAUGAAGAAAUAGGUGGUAAUUUGGAAUCUUUGAAAGCAGAAAUAAAACGAUUGAAGAAUGAAUUGUAAUCAUCUAUAUAUCAAUCUGAAAUAAUGCCAAAGAAAUAAAAAGAAGUGGAAUUAAUUUCAUAAAUAACUAGUUUAAAUUAUCAAUUAAAUGAAAGUAAUUAAUAUUAGGAUCAUUUGACAUAAGAACUUAAAUAAAUGAAAGAGUAUUAUGAAUCAAGAAUAACUGAAAUGGAAGAUUACAGUACUAAAAAUUAAAAUUGUUCAUAAUUUGGUAUAUAAGAUAAAGACUUAUAAUUGGAAUAGUCAUUAGAAAUUUAAAAAGAUUUGAAAUAUAAAAAUGAAUUAUUAAAUUAAAGAAUUUUGGAACUUCAACAAGAAGAUGCAAUUUUAAAACAUAGAAGAAAUGAAUAAUAAUUGAUUAUCACAUAAUUAGAGUAGAAUUUAUAAUUACUAUAAAAUGAUAAGGAAAUGCUUAUAAAUUAAUUAAAGUAAUAAAGUUCUUUAAUCUAAUAAUAUGAAAAUUAAUUGGAAAUAUUUUAAGAAAAUAAAGCUUAAUAAUUACAAGAACUUGAAAAUAAGAUUUCAGAAUUAAAUGACUAAUUAUAAAUUAAUAAAGAUUAGAUGGAUACAGAUGCAUAAACUAUCGAAUUUUAAUGUGAAGAAAUUUAAAGAUUAUAAAAUGAAAUUGAAUUAAAUAAAACUCUAUUAGAAAGAUUAUAAUAGGAUUGUUUAAAUCUUUAGAGAUAAAUGUUAGAAAAGGAAAGUUUGAUAAAAGAUUAAUUGAAGGAACUUUUAAAAUUUAAGAGAAGAAGUGAACUUAAGUCAAAAAAGGUGUUAAAAUCAUUAAAGGUAUUAAAAAAAGAAAAGGAAAAUUUCACUUAGUUGGAAUAAAAAUAAAUGGAAUUCUUAUCUUAAUUAAAUACAACAAUGGAAUUAGAUGAAAAUUAAUUGACUUAUGAAUUAAUUUAAAGUGCCUUAUACUCAAAAUUAUAAAAUGUUAAGACACAAUUUGAUAAAUAAAUAUAAGAAUCUUAAUUAUUAAAUGAUUAGAAAGUAUAUUUCUAAGAUUUAUUUAAUUAAACUUAGAUUAAUUUGGAUGAAAUAAAGAGAUAAAAUGAAGUAUUAAAGAUUGAAUCACAAAAGAAUAAAGUAAAUAAGGAAGGAAUCUAGAAAUAUGAAUAAUUAAAAGAAGAGUUUCAAUAUUAAAAGGAUAAAUUAAGUAAAUUCUUAGAUAGUUUUGAUAUAAUCAAUUAAAAAUUAAUUAUGAAAGAAAACGAAGUAUUAAAAUUAAGAUCUGAAUUGAAAUUAGAGUAGACUCAACGUUCUAAGUCAUUGGAAGAGAUUGAUAAGUACUAUAUUUUCAUAUCAAAGAUUACGUACAGCCAAGAUAGAAUUAUCAACUUUAAAAAUAGAGUUAGAAUAAACAAUUUAAUAGUUAUAAUGUAAUAAUUAGAAUGAGACAGAUGAAAGUAAGCAAAAGAAGUUGUCAGAUAAUGUUCUUAUGUUAUAGAAGGCAAAUUAGAAGCUUAAUACUGAUUUAUCUAUUUUAUAAAGACAAUAUAAGUAACUACAUGUGGAGAAGGAUAUUAUGUAAAAGAAAUAUGAAGAAAAACUUAUGUAUUAGGUGGAUAUAAAUAAAUUAAGAAAAGAUAUAAAUAUCACAAAUCAAUUAAAAUAAUAAUUGGAUAAGAAGGAAAGAGAAUAUCAAUAACUAUUUGAUGAAACUAAAAUACUAGAGGACUUUUUUAAGAAUAUAAAUGUGAAGAGAUUUUGUAAUUAUCAAAUUCAAAAUGAAGGAACUAUAAGUGAGAAAGUAAAAUCAUAUUUUGAAUUUUUGGAUGUAUGAAUAUUAAAUCUUAAUAUUUAGCAAUGUGAGUAAGAAUUUGAAAAUAAAUAAUAUAAAUUAAAAACGAAUUUACAAUUGUUACAUAUUGAAUAAGCAAAUUGUAAUAUAGUUAAAGAAGAAAAUAGAAUGUUAAAAAUGCAAUUAAAAAUGUGA